This is a messenger RNA of Clonostachys rhizophaga, 1032 nucleotides long. The record is from the annotation of a GenBank genome assembly. NCBI's taxonomy places the organism in Eukaryota, Fungi, Ascomycota, Sordariomycetes, Hypocreales, Bionectriaceae.
AUGGCUGACUCCGUUGCUGUCACUCCUGGGUCCUGGAUUCUUGUGACAGGUGCCAACGGGUUCGUAGCUUCCCACACUGUCAAGCAGUUUCUUGAGCGCGGAUACAAGGUUCGAGGGACAGUCAGAGACCUAGAGAAAUCCUCAUGGCUUGUUCAGGGCAUCUUCAAGUCGUAUGCCGAUAAAGGUGACCUUGAGCUUGUCGAAGUCAAGGAUCUUGCAGUCGAACAUGCUUUUGAUAGCGCUAUCAAAGGAGUAUCUGCAGUUGCUCAUAUUGCCACGAUCCUACCCCCUGAUAGCGAUCCCAACAACUCGAUCCCACUGGUUGUUUCGGGUGUGACAUCGAUUCUGGAAUCCGCCAUCAAGGAGCCAUCUGUCAAGUCCUUCGUUUACACAUCAUCCGUGGUGGCUCAAUCUUUUUGCUCCCCUGGUGACCAUACUAGAAUCGACCAGGACACAUGGAACGACAAAGCAAUCGAACUGGCUUGGGCUCCGCCGCCUUACACCCCUGACAGGGGUUUUAUCGUCUACAUGGCCAGCAAAGCAGCUGCCGAAAAGGCCCUAUGGAAGUUUGUCGACGAAAGAAAGCCACACUUCAAAGUCAACGCCGUACUCCCCUUCACCAUUAUUGGUGAGCCUCUGAACCAAAAACACGCCGAAACGCCCUACUACUUUGUCAAGGAUGUUUAUGAGGGUAAUCCUGGACCGUUAAUGCACCCGGCGAUUGUUCAUAAUGAUGUGAAAGACUGUGCUCUUCUCCACGUCGCUUCAGUGCUUGACCCUGAAGUCAAUAACGCUCGCUUGCCUGCAUGGGGGGAGUACUGUAAUUGGAACGACAUGCUAGCCAUCAUGCGCAGACUCUUUCCGGAGCGGAAGUUCAUGGACGAUCUACCUGGUUUGUCGAGGGUGGACGUUACAACAGACUACACCCAGGCCUUUGCACUUUUGGAGAAAUGGGGUGGGCAGAAAGGCUGGAAAAAAUUGGAGGAGACAAUUGUCGACAGCCUGCCUAACAUCCAGAAAUGGUAUUCUUAG